GCUCAUCUGCAAACGUCUUAGAUCAAUGCUUCAAAGCGCUCUCCAUACAUUUGACAGCAUGCCCCAUUACCAAACGUAACCUCGCUUACGGAACCACCUUCCCGCCCAACAAUGUCUUCUGUCUACAGCCUCUACAAGGAACUAUUGCCUCCAACAUCCAUUGAGACUUGCGUCGAGGCCCAGUUUACAGCUCCCAACGCGGUAAACUUGAUUGUUUCCCGGGGAUCGCUGUUGCAAGUGUACAAUGUUGUAGAGGACGAUGUUGCUGAUACGGAAGUAGUGCGACAGCAGUUGGCAAAGGAGAAAGAAGAGGAGGAGGAUCAGAAUCUCCCCUUUCCCAAACUCAAACCUAUCCCGGAACCGCAACGAUGCAAUCAUCCCCGCAAAGUUGCCAAGUUGGAGCUUCAUGCACAGUUUCGAUUACAUGGAAAUGUGACGUCGAUCGGAGUGGUUCGAACGUCGACUUCUGUUGGGUUGUUGGGAAUGGAUAGCUUAUUGUUGAGCUUCAAAGAUGCAAAGAUGUCGUUAAUAGAAUACUCAGCGGCAACACACAAUAUCGUCACAGUAUCAAUCCAUUACUACGAGCGUGAGGAGUUCAAGAAAGAGAGCGUCACAAAUAAGUUCAAGCCGGAAAUUCGUAUUGAUCCCGAAAAUCGAUGCGCUGUCCUCCGCUUUUAUAACGACCGUCUGGCUAUAUUGCCUUUUAAGCAGGAUACUGGCGUCCAGGUUAACGACGCUGACGAUACGUCCAGCAAGUACCCAUUCCAUUCCAGUUUCGUGAUACCUUUUUCCGCUAUUGAUUCAAAAGUUCGGAAUGUGGUUGACGUCGCGUUCUUGUACGGGUUUUUCGAGCCGACACUAGCCAUCCUUUAUGAGCCCAUACAAACCUGGACCGGACGUCUGGCUGCACGAAAGGACACCAAAUCUCUCAUUGUCGUUUCCCUCGACAUCACGCAACGAAGCUAUCCCGUUCUAUUCAAGGUGGACCACUUACCGUACAAUGCCACUAGUCUAAUCCCUGUCCCUCCACCGGUUGGAGGUUUGGUAGUCCUUUCCCCAAAUGCGCUUAUCCACGUAGACCAAACCUCCGUUCCUGGGGUAGCAUGUGCAGUGAAUAGCUACUACGGCAUGGAAUCCAACUUUCCAGCACCUCCAAGCAUGGAGUCCAUUGGUCAUAGUUUUGAAACAAAGAACCCGCUUUAUGACUCGGCCCAUUUCUCCGAUCAUAAAUCUUUGGGAAUAUCACUCGAAGCGUGCGUUCCGUACUUUUUGAACCCCGAUACCUUGCUUUUGGUCUUGCGAAGCGGCGAGCUUGUGCUGGUUGACAUGGAAGGUGGAGAGGACGUUGGACGUGGAUGGAAAAGACGGAAGGGGGGCGUUAAAAGCUUUAAUGUAACCCGCGUGGGCUUGCGUACGAUCAUGCCAUCUUGCGGGACACGAAUCGGUAAUGUGGAUGCACAGGGGAGGCCGCUGAUACGAGUCUUGAAGAACUUUCGAGAGAUUGGAGGGACAUUUGAGAAUGAUGAUGGUGUUAGCAACUUCGGAUACCUCUUUGUUGGGUCUCGAGUUGCCGAUGCGAUGCUUAUCCAGUUUACGGAAGCCGAUGUGGUUGCAAAUGAAGAGGAUGACGAUGCUGUCUCAAUCUCUCCUGAGCCAAGCGGAGAAGAGACAGGGAUUGCCGCAUCCAUGGAAUUGGCGAUCGAUGAAGAUAUCUUUGGAGUAUCGCCUCAACAGCUUGCAGUUACAUCAUCCUCGUCCACAACACGAACGAAAUCUGCCAGCACCCGAUCCCCAAAAUCCCGAUACACUUUCCGUAUCUGCGACUCCCUCAUCUGCACCGGCCCGAUCAAAGACCUCGUCGUUGGCGAACCGACCCAAUACUCCUCCCACGCCUUCUCACCCGAUAACCCCCGGACCUCACUUGAGGUCGUAACAUGUGCUGGAGAAGGGUUCAGCGGGGCUUUGGGUAUUCUUCAGCGUAACAUCCGCCCACAGAUUAUUUCCACAUUUGAGAUGCCGGGGAUAACGGAUGUAUGGUCCGUUCGGUGUACCUCAGUGAAUGAGCAGAGAAGAGAAUCUGUUGACGUGGCGGAUGCUUCCCUGAUAGAGAAGCUGGAGACUGUUGAGGAGAACGGCGCACCUGUGGUAAAAGAAGCUUUUGACAAGUUCCUAGUUCUAUCCAAAGAGGACCAGACCAUGAUAUUAGAGACUGGCGAAGAGUUUGCCGAAGUGGAAGGAAAAGGGUUUUUCAGAGAGGGACCUACGGUAGGUGUAGGUAGCCUUUUAGAUGAAACUGCAACAGUUCAGGUUCAUCCUCGUGGAAUUAUCGUGUUGGAUUCAGAUGGUACGAGAACACAAGAAAUCCCAAUUAGCGAGGAUGAUCGUUGGAUCGUGGCGUGUAGCAUCGUGGACCCUUACGUCCUGGUCCUAAUGAACGUUGGAGAAGUGAUGCUUUUUGUGAUGGAUCCUCACACCAGAGACUUGCAGAUGUGUCAAGAGCUCAAGGAUAUUGGCAUUACUGCGGCUUGCUUGUAUUGCGAUGAUACCAGCGGGAGUUUGCUUCCUACUAUUAGCGAAGCAGCCAAAUCCGUUACUGCCGCUGCUAAAGCCACACCAGUAUCCCAGUACAAUCCAGUUGCCAAGCUAAAGCUUCCCAAGAAGAAAACAAAGAAGCGAAAGCGUGUCGCGGAAGACUUGAACAGCGGAUUGGACUUGGAUUUAUACGGAGAGCAUGACGAUAUCUACGGGGCGGAGAUAGCCGAUGAUAGCGAGAGUGAGGCGGAAGGGAAUGUCGAAGAAAAGACUGUUGUACAAGAGGAUGGUAUGCAGCUUGAUGCAAACGGUGAUACAUUUCGUCGGGAUGACACGCCAGAUCAAGCUCCUGAACCCGCUGAAGUUAACGAAGAAAAUGUCAGCCGCGUCGAUGAGGACGGUCAGCCGUCGGUUCCAGAACGACGUAUCUGGUGCAUCGUUUUCAGAGAGGACGGUGCCCUGGAGAUCUUCCGCGUUCCAGAUUUUGAGCAAUGCUACUUUGUUCCGCAGUUUGAUCUUCUUCCGAGUUUGAUAUACGAUCAUCCUCAUGUCGAUCCACACGGCAAUGGACAAAGUCGACGACCUGCCGUCAAAUUCGAGGAGAUUUUGAUGAUUAAUCUAGGAAGAGAUAAGAAACAUAAACAUCCAUACUUUAUUAGCCGAACAGAAGAAUCCGAUCUUAUCAUCUAUAAAGCAUUCCUUCACAUUCCGGAUGAUGAUAUCGAAACUCCUGCCACUGCCUUAGGCAAUGCGCUUGCUACCCCUAACCCAUCAAAUACACACUCCCGAGACGUCCUGUACAGUUCCCGAUCCCACCGACUGGCCAUCCGUUUCGUCCGUGUCUCGCACGAUCAUAUAUCGCGGGAACCCAAACUUUAUGCCGACACUGAAGGCGACAAACUCCACCCUGUACAUCAAUACCCCGAGAAGUCGUCCACCCGCCGAAGACGGUAUCUGAAACCUUUCAACAAAAUUGGACUAGAAGGGAGUUUGAUGUAUUCUGGCGUCUUCAUGUCCGGGCCAAGACCAUGUUGGAUUAUGGUUGCCGAGACUGGCGGAGUGGGGCCGCAGUUUGACGUUGUGCAGGGUUUGCAAGCAGUUCUUGAACCGCCCAUGGCUGUUUCUGGCAAAAAUGUGGUGAGAGUUCAUCCCCAGAUGGUGGAUGGGGAGGUGGUUGGGUUCACGAGAUUACACAAUGUGAAUGUUCCACAUGGAUUUUUAUAUGUUACUCGACAGGGCUCCAUGCGCAUCUGUCAACUCCCUGCCCAUUUUACAUACGAUGCCGACUGGCCCUACUGCAAAGUUCCUCUCCGUCGAACACCACAGAAACUUACCUAUCACCACACGUCGCAGACCUAUGUCAUGGCGACAUCAGUACCGGUUCCCUUUGUUUUGUCCAAGGCGCAGCAUGCUGCCGCGGUGGCUGCUGGUGUUAUCGAAGCCGGUGAUGAGUUACCAGAGUCUGAGCAUACGAAGAGGAAUUUCGGCGUCAAGGAUGAAGAUAGAGAUGCGGGGAUGUAUUGGCCGCAGGUCAGCUCGUACAGCAUGGAACUGGUCUCUCCUGUAACUUGGGAAACAGUGGACGUAGUCACAAUGGACGAAUACGAGCACAUCCUUGCCAUCCAAGCUAUUGAACUGGAAAGCAAGCAAACCACUUCUGGACGUAAAUUAUUCAUCGCUGUCGGCACAGGAACUGUGCGUGGGGAGGACUUGGCGACGCGAGGAAGGAUAUUCAUUUACGAUAUUAUUGACAUCGUUCCCGAACCUGACAACCCUCAAACCAACCAUCGUUUUAAACAAUUAUUUGUAAACGAAGAAAAGGGUCCGGUGACAGCCCUUUGUAAUGUUGGAGGAUAUUUGCUUGCGGCGAUUGGCACGAAGAUCAUUAUUCACACAUUCGACGAUUCGGAAAGCCUGACUGGUGUGGCAUUCAUUGACGUCAACAUGUAUGUCAAUAGCGUUUGCGCUAUAAAAAAUCUCAUUCUGGUUGGGGAUAUCAUGAAGAGCGUGUGGUUCUUGGGAUUCCAGGAGGAGCCCCCAAAGCUCGCGCUAUUGGGAAAGGAUUAUCACUCCCUCAAUGUAUAUGGCUGCGAAUUCAUGGUCGACGACUCGUCCCUUGCCUUUAUUGUUGGCGAUGGGGAAUCAAAUGUGCAUGUUAUGACAUAUUCUCCAUAUCAUAUACAAUCAUCUAGCGGACAAAAAUUGAUUCGUAGAGGCGAUUUCCAUGCUGGACAACAUGUCAGCAAGAUUGUCCGCUUGCAGCGCAUGUCAUCUUCUCGUAAAGGGUCGAAUACGAUACCUCGGCAACAAGUUUGUUUAACUGGUACCCUGGAAGGUGGUCUUGCAUUGCUGUUACCUGUUUCCGAGAAGCUAUACAAACGUCUGUAUGGGCUUUACUCGAAAAUGGUGAACAAUCUGCAGCACCCCGCUGGCCUCAAUCCGCGCGGGUUCCGUCAAGUGCCCCUUCAAUCCCGCCCUACAACAGCCGCAACCGCGACCCCAAUGACAGGUCCUCCAGGACCACGGCUGGUACUGGAUGGCGAGCUGCUUUAUCAGUACGCUUGUUUAUCAGUCAGUCAGCAGAAGGAGUUGGCGAAGGGGAUUGGAUCUGUUUCGGAGAGGAUCUUGGAUGAUUUAUUGGAAGGGGUUAGCGGGGUAGAUUAUUUUUAGGAUGAUGUAUUUGGUAGCUGAGGCUUCACUUUGCGCAGAUGUUGAUGUAAAUUUGGACCCCAGCUGAAGUGCUAGAGACUUGCAAUACGCAGUUCAACCUGUUUUGCUUACGACUAAAGUCAACCGGCUCGUUAGCACCGGGACCUGAAAGAGCGUACUACGGUAUAAAUAAAGACGGUACAUGGUAUCGAAUCCCUA
Molecule: messenger RNA, 5400 nt
Organism: Spizellomyces punctatus DAOM BR117
Lineage: Eukaryota; Fungi; Chytridiomycota; Chytridiomycetes; Spizellomycetales; Spizellomycetaceae
Product: cleavage/polyadenylation factor CFT1
Exons: 20
Coding region: 112-5202 (1696 amino acids)
Cellular component (GO): nucleus; mRNA cleavage and polyadenylation specificity factor complex
Molecular function (GO): nucleic acid binding; protein binding
Source: RefSeq, a predicted model, not a curated record